CAUCCGUCAUCCUUGCAGAGCAUUGCAACUUUAUGCCUACGCAUAAAAACUGGAGGGACUCGUCCCAGAGUUUGCUGCUGCUGCCGCCGCUGCCAUUAGAGCCGUUUUAAUUAGCUGCAGGAUUUUUAAUGAGCUGAAAUCAAGAAGAGCCCCAUCUCAGAAGUAAGCGAGAGCCGCACACAGGGAACUAGUCUGACAAAACAGAAGGAGGUAGUGCUCUCGGGGGACCAGGCUAUGGGCUCGCACCGACCGAUGGAUUGGCGAGGAGCAGAUGAGUUCCUGAGGCCAGGAGGCUGAGGAGGGAAGCUGGGGCCAGUGCAGAGUCCCUGCUGCUGCCACCGUGGCAGAAGGCACGGUGCCGGAUUCAAGGUGACGGCAGUGCCUGGCUCCAUUCUCCUCAAGUUGCCAUAGCAGCCUCUCUCCCAACAAGCAGCUUCUCUGGGAGCCCUCAGCCGGGAGGGACGUCAUUGUUCUCUCCUGCCCAUGUGGUGCAAGGAGACCCACCGGACAGAGAACUUUCCCGAGCCCGGGGUCCGCUGACCACGUGGGUGCACCUAUGCUGCCUGGAGCCAGGCACAGGGACCGGUCCCCACGGCCACAGGGGGUCCUCUGGGCAGCUGGGGGGAGCGUCCAGGCCUGGAAGCAGCCGCAGCCAAGCGUGUCCUUGGAGCCGUCCGUGCGUCUGUCCGCCUGCUGCCGGUCGCCACUGGAGACCUUGGCCUGAUGGAUGCCUGGUGUGUACGAUGAGGGAAGAACGUGCCUCCCACACCCGAGAGGUGACCCCGGAGCAAGCCCCGGAUGACCCAGCGACCUAGAACGAUGCGGUUAGCCUGCAUGUUCUCAUCUGUCCUGCUGUUCGGAGCUGCAGGCCUCCUCCUCUUCAUCAGCCUGCAGGACCCCACGGAGCUCACAUCACAGCAGGCACCAGGAAUAAAGUUCAGCAGGCCAUGGCAGCCCCACCAGGACCUCCCACCCGGUGGCUCCAAGGAUAGUGACUUGGAGGUUCCCACAGAGAGGGUCUCUCGAGACUUGUCCAGCCGGGCCCCAAGGGGCCUCACCCUGCCAGUGCCUGACCAGCCUCAACCCCUGCUGCAGAGGGGGACCCGUCUGCGACUCCGCCAGCGCCGUCGCCGUCUGCUCAUCAAGAAAAUGCCAGCUGUGGCAACCAUCCUGGCCAACAGCUCGGAGACACCCUGCAUCCGGCCGGGACCCAGGACCCUGGACGGCCGCUGGAUCAGCCUGCACCGGAGCCAGCAGGAGCGAAAGCGGGUCAUGCAGGAGGCCUGUGCCAAGUACCGGGCGAGCAGCAACCGCCGGGCCAUCACGCCCCGCCAUGUGUCCCGUAUCUUUGUGGAGGACCGUCACCGCGUGCUGUACUGUGAGGUGCCCAAGGCCGGCUGCUCCAACUGGAAGCGGGUGCUCAUGGUGCUGGCCGGCCUGGCCUCGUCCACCGCUGACAUCCAGCACAACACCGUCCACUAUGGCAGCGCCCUCAAGCGCCUGGACACCUUCGACCGCCAGGGCAUCUUGCAUCGCCUCAGCACCUACACCAAGAUGCUCUUCGUCCGUGAGCCCUUCGAGAGGCUGGUGUCUGCCUUCCGCGACAAGUUCGAGCACCCCAACAGCUACUACCACCCGGUCUUCGGCAAAGCCAUCUUGGCGCGGUACCGGGCCAAUGCCUCUCGGGAAGCCCUGCGGACAGGCUCCGGGGUGCGCUUCCCUGAGUUCAUCCAGUACCUGCUGGACGUGCACCGGCCUGUGGGUAUGGACAUUCACUGGGACCACGUCAGCCGGCUCUGCAGCCCCUGCCUCAUUGACUACGACUUUGUGGGCAAGUUCGAGAGCAUGGAGGAAGAUGCCAACUUCUUCCUGAGCCUGAUCCACGCGCCGCGGAACCUGACCUUCCCCCGGUUCAAGGACCGGCACUCACAGGAGGCGAGGACCACGGCCAGAAUCGCCCACCAGUACUUCGCCCAGCUCUCGGCCCUGCAACGGCAGCGCACCUAUGACUUCUACUACAUGGAUUACCUGAUGUUCAACUACUCCAAGCCCUUUGCAGAUCUGUACUAAGGGGCAGCGCAGCUGGUCAGGCCACCCUGCCCUAGUCACUCACCUGUGCUCUCAGGCACCCUCCUGUCCUUGGUUCCUCAUCCUGGGAGCUGAGAGGUUCCCUGAGCAACAGGGCUCUGAGGAGCCAUGGCCGCGGAUGGGGGCCCCUGGCCUGGGCUUGUUUCCUCACUCCUUGGCUGAGGGAGACGCUGAGGACUAGGACAGACACCCCCAAAGCAGGGAAGUCUGAGGCCCAAAGGAUGGGUCCCCAGCGGUAAGGGAUGUCCUGCACUCCCUUAGCCAUUGCCUUGGACCAAACCACAUGGUUUGCAGCUUUUCUAUGAGCGAGGGGGGAGGUUUCCAUGGAUUUAGGUUCCCAAUAAAGCACAUGGUUUCCAGA
Callithrix jacchus (white-tufted-ear marmoset) is the source of this 2449-nucleotide messenger RNA. RefSeq names its product carbohydrate sulfotransferase 8 (gene CHST8). Gene Ontology annotation, cellular component: membrane. The record is from RefSeq and is a predicted model, not a curated record. Gene Ontology annotation, biological process: proteoglycan biosynthetic process; carbohydrate biosynthetic process. NCBI's taxonomy places the organism in Eukaryota, Metazoa, Chordata, Mammalia, Primates, Cebidae. Gene Ontology annotation, molecular function: sulfotransferase activity.